AUGUCUCCUCAAUCGAUCACAAGCUUUUUCUUUUUCUCUUUCUUUUUCCUUUAUCCCUUUUUUAUUUUCUUAUCUUCCUCUGUUCAUUAUCUUUCUAUCUAUCUAUCUCAGUCUAUUCAUUAUCUAUCUAUCUAUCUAUCUAAGUCUGUUCAUUAUCUAUCUAUCUAUCUAUCUAUCUAUCUAUCUAUCUAUCUAUCUAUCUAUCUCAGUCUGUUCAUUAUCUAUCUAUCUAUCUAUCUAUCUAUCUAUCUAUCUAUUUCAGUCUGUUCAUUAUCUAUCUAUCUAUCUAUCUAUUUCAGUCUGUUCAUUAUUAUCUAUCUAUCUAUCUAUCUAUCUAUCUAUCUAUCUAUCCCAGUAUGUAUCUAUCUAUCCCAGUCUGUUCAUUAUCUAUCUAUCUAUCUAUCUAUUUCUAUCCUGUUCAUUGUUCAUCUAUCUAUCUAUCUAUCUAUCUAUCUAUCUAUCUAUCUAUCUAUCUAUCCAUCUAUCUAUCUAUCUCAGUCUGUUCAUUAUUUAUCUAUCUAUCUAUCUAUCUAUCUAUCUAUAUCUAUCUAUCUAUCUAUCUCAGUCUGUUCAUUAUCUAUCCAUCUAUCUAUCUAUCCAUCCAUCCAUCUAUCUAUCCAUCCAUCUAUCUAUUUCAGCCUGUUCAUUAUCUAUCUAUCUAUCUAUCUAUUUCAGCCUGUUCAUUAUCUAUCUAUCUAUCUAUCUAUCUAUCCAUCUAUCUAUCUAUCUCAGUCUGUUCAUUAUCUAUCUAUCUAUCUAUCUAUCUAUCUAUCUAUCUCAGUCUGUUCAUUAUCUAUCUAUCUAUCUAUCUAUCUCAGUCUGUUCAUUAUCUAUCUAUCUAUCUAUCUAUCUAUCUAUCUAUCUAUCUAUCUAUCUAUCUAUCUAUCUAUCUAUUUCAGCCUGUUCAUUAUCUAUCUAUCUAUCUAUCUAUUUCAGCCUGUUCAUUAUCUAUCUAUCUAUCUAUCUAUUUCAGCCUGUUCAUUAUCUAUCUAUCUAUCUAUCUAUCUAUCUAUCUAUCUAUCUAUCUAUCUAUCUAUCUCAGUCUGUUCAUUAUCUAUCUAUCUAUCUAUCUAUCUAUCUAUCUAUUUCAGCCUGUUCAUUAUCUAUCUAUCUAUCUAUCUAUUUCAGCCUGUUCAUUAUCUAUCUAUCUAUCUAUCUAUCUAUCUAUCUAUCUAUCUAUCUAUCUAUUUCAGCCUGUUCAUUAUCUAUCUAUCUAUCUAUCUAUUUAUUUCAGCCUUCAUCUAUCUAUCUAUCUAUCUAUCUAUCUAUCUAUCUAUCUAUCUAUCUAUCUAUCUCAGUCUGUUUUAUUAUCUAUCUAUCUAUCUAUCUAUCUAUCUAUCUAUCUAUCUAUUUUUCAGCCUGUUCAUUAUCUAUCUAUCUAUCUAUCUAUUUCAGCCUGUUCAUUAUCUAUCUAUCUAUCUAUCUAUCUAUCUAUCUAUCUAUCUCAGUCUGUUCAUUAUCUAUCUAUCUAUCUAUCUAUCUAUCUAUCUAUCUAUCUAUUUCAUUCUGUUAAUAUCUAUCAAUGCAGCUCUUUGCAAUACUUUUUUUUUUAUUCUUUAUUUCUUUGUGUUUUCUCGAAUCCUUCCUUCCUUUGUCCAUUUUCUUUUCGCUCAAUCACCUACUAAGCAAGAUCAAAAAUAUGAAUCUCAUCUGCAACCAUUAGUCGAGGGUCUGGCACACAAAAUACUUUUCACUUCGCCAUCUCCACAUCAUGCCUCCAAACCUAAGUCUCGCCCGCUUUCUGACCUUCUGCAUUUGAAUGUACAGCCUGACCGUUCCCUUAGACAAUUCCUUCUCAGUCGAGCGGCGGCAAAGUUCAUGACCGUUGCGGCUGUCCAUAAUGUAAGCGGCACACUCGCCAUUACGUUACAAUGCUUUUGA
Acanthosepion pharaonis is the source of this 1881-nucleotide messenger RNA. The record is from the annotation of a GenBank genome assembly. NCBI's taxonomy places the organism in Eukaryota, Metazoa, Mollusca, Cephalopoda, Sepiida, Sepiidae.